AGUAUGCUAGAUUUGGUUGGAUGAAACGAAAUGACAAAGCCAGUUAAACCGUCAUGGCCAAAAUCAUUCCUCGACUUGGUCUUGUUCGUCAAGUUGUAUAUACGAUCUUUAGGUUUAGUUGAGUUGUGAAAUCAAAAUUUGGAGGAAAUUUUGUUUCAUAAUUCAUACAUUCGUAAAUUUUAUGGGUAUACAUUUUAUGGGUAUACAUAUUUUUUAAAUUUAAAGAUGUGGUUUUAGUGGGCACUACAGAUUUCAAAUGCAUGUAUAAAAAAUUGCAAGUUUCUGUUCAUUUCUAAAAAUUUUCUUAAAACUAAAAAAUGGGUGAAGGACGGUGCCGAUGUUGUUGCGUAACGUAUCAAACCCGGGUGACUUUAUUUGCGGUGACAAAUGUCUUUCUGACCACCGUUCAACUCUUCCUUCCCAUGAUCUCGUCCAGUUUUAUCCUCUAUUUCACCGCAACGAAGCAAUCUUUUCAAGCCAAGUAUGUCUUACAUGAGGAAACAAUGAGCAUUUUUCAGCGAAUUCCUUCCAUCGUAUUACGACCACCGGAUUCCAGUCAAAUCACCGUGGAGGAUGUUGGAAUGCCACACUCUCCGCUACAGUCAGACUUGCAUGUCUGGGCGUCCUGGAUAUUCGUGAAGGUGGUCAUGUUGGCCUACGCUGUGGUUUUGUACACGGGGGCGAGAAAGAAAAGUUACAACCUUGUCGUUUCCUGGUUCGCGUUAAACAUUCCAAUGGCCCUCCACUCCGCCCUGCUGCUCGGAAUGGACGCCAGUCUCGGCCUUUUGCGUCGAAAGCCGUUAAAUUUCCAAAUUUAUCAAGGAAUUCUUGUUGCGUACAAUUUCCUGGGCCUUUUGUUCGUCUACUUUUUUCUGAGGAGGAUCCACUCUCGGAGAGGGGUCAGGUACCACCCAGAGUUUAAGAGGGAUGGGACCGAUGGGAAAUUUAGGGAUCCGGCCAGUCUCCAUUUGUAAUGUAAUUUCGUUGCCGUCAUGUAUGGGCCGUCACGACGAGACUUUGAAGUUGAUGAACGCUACUAUAUCGAAGAACAUUAAAAAUAGUGAGAUUAUAUACGUAUGAAAAUUAUGAAUAUUAUAAUUAUUAAAUUACUGGUCAAGAUUAAUGGCGGGGGAUGAAUUUGUUUGUUUAAAAUUAUUGUAAGCUAUAUAACCUGCCGAAAUAAAAUAAAAUAAAUUUCAUAACCAUA
Messenger RNA from Folsomia candida, 1207 nucleotides. RefSeq lists its product as uncharacterized. The record is from RefSeq and is a predicted model, not a curated record. Lineage: Eukaryota; Metazoa; Arthropoda; Collembola; Entomobryomorpha; Isotomidae. The coding region runs from base 318 to 974 and encodes 218 amino acids. The transcript has 5 exons.